AGUGUAAUGCAUGCGAACUGCCCGAUCUGCGUAGUUCUCAUUUUCUUCUUUUUUUUCCUCUUCCAUUUCUACCGUCUCUGUCAAGCGUUUCUUGGUUUCCUGUUCUUUGCUCUGCUCUUCCUCCUCUUCUUUUCUCACGUUUGUCUCGUUUAGUUUUUGCCACAGUGAGGCGAAGAUGAAGCGCAGCGCAGUGCACCUCUCCCGUGCUCUCGUGAAAUCAGCACCUCUGACAGCUGGCGCCGCCUCCUCUUGUUGUUGUUCUUGUUGAUGAAACUGAAAUAAGACGGGUAAUCCUCAAGGCAGAGUUGAACCCCACACGACAGCUAAUCAUAAUAAUCGCCAACUUUGUGUCAGGAGCAGCCGCCUUGGCCGGUACGUUGUCGUGGUGUUGUCGCUUCCUAUUGCCGUUUCUGGGUUCUUGUGCAAGCGGUGGUGCUCUCAUUAAGGUGUCUGGCGUCCAGCUCGUAUUCUCGUGUGCGCAUGACACUCUCAAAACAAGUUCACGCAUCAGCAGGAGGAAGAAGAACCGACGGAGAAAGGAGUUUUUCUUUUCUGCCUUGUAUGCUUUUCCCAACUCUUUUUUCGCUUUCCGGUGCUUGUACGUUUGUACGAAAUGGAGGGGGGGGGGGAAGCUCCUGCACGGUGUCGCACUCGUGAGAGGAACCACGGAAGCAGGGAGGCACUUGAAUGAGACGGUAUACCGACGAUUUUUUGUUUCUUUUUUUUUAUCAUUACCAUGAUUCCGGUUGGGGAACAACGUUAAAAUGGCGCUACGCCAACUUGACGAGGGUGACGUGAGGCAGCAAACGAGGAAGGCCAAAUAGUGAAAAAAAAACAAAAUUAUAGCGUCAUAUUCAGCGACAAUCUGUACACCGUUUUUGUUUCCUUUUCUUUUUUUUUCUUUCAAUAUAAAAUGAAAGCUAAUAGGUGAAGCGUAAAGAAAAAGAAAAAUGUUGUUCUGUAUGUAUGCUUUCGGAUUCAUUAGUUCCCGAGUGAGAUUUCUCGCCGUGAACAUCACAAAUGCGGCUUUUAACGACAGUAAACAAAAGAGAAGCACAGCGACUUAAAAAGCAGCAGCAAAGUAUCUGCGUGUUUGUGCGCGUUUAACGCUGCAAUACCGCAGAGGCAACUCGCGCUCUCUUCCCUCCCCUUCCCUGAAAGAAAAACAAAUGAAAGGCAUUUUUGUGCUUGAAAGGUACUUCUGGAAUUAAUCUCACUGACAACAGCAACAACAAAAACCCACUCUCACUCUUCUCUCUCGGUUUGCCAAACAAACAAAAAGCAGCAUAUAAAAAAAGUAAGUAUCAUUGCGGUUGCGUGACGGACAACUCACUCAACGCACACCAUCGCCUAUAGAAAAUAUCGAUGAAGGCAGGAACGUCUCCCUACACGGCUCAUACACAUUCGGAAAAGAAAGACAAUACACCCCUCAUAGAUCUACGAUUAUUAAUCUAUAGAUAACGUAGUUGACGCUACUCCCGCUCUUGUGAACUUGAGCGUUGUACAACAUUGCCUCCGCCUUUGCAACAAACAACAACAGAGAAAGAUUUUUUUGUCUGGACUUUCCACGGUUCGCUACGCAAUGCAGCGUCGGUCCACUCUUCUCCUGCUCAAGCGAGCCAUCAAUCUGGCCCCUAAGCGGCCCAUGGAGGGGUUCGGUGUAGGCUCAGCAGCCGCCACAGCACCUGCAACUCCUGCUGCCGCUCGUCCGCCGCUGCCCCGCCAGGCCCCCACAGCGACGGCACCGACCACCGCGGGCACUACCGCUGCAGCGGCCACCCCGCAGGCACCGGUGCGUCCUGCAUCCCUCGUCACGCCACCGGCGGGUGGGGCACCCAUCACCGGCAGCGGGAGCGGGAUGCGCAAGAAGAAAAUCAUUCGUCGCAUCGUGAAGCGCAAGCGGACGAGCGGGGGUGCCGUGGUUCACACUGCCGCUUCUACCACCGCUGCUGCUGCUGCUGCUGCGACUCCCCUUCGCGCGUCUGCCGGGGAGAUGACGGCUGCUGCUGCUACGGUGGCUAGCCGGGCGACGGCAAUGUUGAACGAGAUCCGCAAGCAGCCCGAGGGAGUCUUGACAGAGGAAGAGAACCCGCAGCACUAUGACGACACCGCCACUGCUGCGGACGCCACCGAGGAGGAAUACACACCCGUGCAGGAUGACACAGCGGAGUUCCAUCACGCGGUGCAGCCGAAGGAAGACGCCGAGGACGACCUCUCCACCGCUGCGGGCGCAGGAGAAGCCAACGAGUCCACCGCCGAGCACUACGCGGCGGACAUGCAGGCCCUGCACGACGAAACGGAUGAGUUGGCCGGCACGACCACCACCUCGUCGCGCAAGACCGCGAUGGUGAAGGGCUACCGCAUUGAUGAAGUGAGUAACCUGUGCAGCCCCAAUGAUGCGAUCUUCGCCCGCCGCAUGCCGUCGGGUGGGUGUCAGUUCUUUGCCUGGCCUGGCACGCCAUUGCCGGUGGCGAGCAAGGCGAUUCUGUCGAUGCCGGACACGAUCCGCACCGUGCACGCCGUCUUUGGCCGCCCAGGCACGCCGAUGGACAUCGUGAUGGAUAUCGAUUGCCAGGUCCCGCAGGAGUACUGGACCAUGACGAAGAUUCGCCCGUUUCAACUGAAGGUGCUCGACGACGUGCUCUCGUCGCUGCAGGAGGAGAUUGAGAAGAUGGGGGAGUCGAUCGAGACGCAGGUGGUGCUGCAGUCACCCAACUUGAAGAAGGCCUCCUUCCACGUGCACACAAAGCUGAAGGACGCCGCCUUCGCCGACUUCAACUCCCUGCACGGAUUUCUCAGCAAGUUUCAAGAGCGCCUGCCGAACGUGGACAUGCAGAUCUACCGCCCCCACGGCAUGCUGCGUAUGUUCAGCUGCAUGAAGGAGAACCACACGAGCGCCAUCGUCGUCUUUGACGAUCCGAAGUGGAACCUCGGCUUCCCGGGCGGCAAGGUGAGCGAUGCGCAGGCGGCCCUGCACUCCGUGUGCGUCCGAGACCCCGCCACCUUCACCCGAACCCUCACCUUCGCCUCCCCGCGUAUGUACUUCGGCGCGACCGGCGGCAAGGCGGACGACGGCGGCGCGGAUGGCGAGGGCAGCAGGCGUCUGCCCCCGCAGGUGCGGCUCCCGUUGACGGAGAAGGAGGCCGUCGCCAACGCCUCCCGCUGGCUGCGCAUGGCGAACGAGGUGGAGGUCGGGGAGUGGCGCUCGUGGAUCGGCUUGGGUCUGUGCGCCUUCCGCAUCGCGCAUCACUUCCGCAACGCCAAGGGACUGCCGCGGCCGGCGAUGGAGGAGAUGUUGGCGGCCUGGACGGAGGCGAGCCGCAAGUGCCCGCUGAAGUACCACCAAGGCGAGUGCGAGACCCGCUGGUCCGCCUUCUCGCCGGACAAGCUAGGCGAACGAUCGGAUUGGUGGGGCGCCUACAAGCGCAUCGGUCGGUUAGAGGGGCCCGUGAUGGAGGCGGAGCAGAAGGAGGCGGCGGAGGCGGCGGAGCGGGCUCGCCGUGUUCCGCGGCGCGCGGCUGCGCCGUCGAAUGCGGAGGUUUCAACCCCCGCCGCGUCGCCGCAACCGGCGAGUGGAGCUGCGUCUGCUGCUGCUGCGGCUUCUGGUCCGAAAGAAAACGUAGCGUCCGCCUCGCGCAAGCUGAAGCUGAAGAAGCGGACGAUACGCAGCGCCCAGUAA
Molecule: messenger RNA, 3679 nt
Organism: Leptomonas pyrrhocoris
Lineage: Eukaryota; Euglenozoa; Kinetoplastea; Trypanosomatida; Trypanosomatidae
Product: putative mitochondrial mitochondrial DNA primase, putative (PRI1)
Exons: 1
Coding region: 1583-3679 (698 amino acids)
Molecular function (GO): hydrolase activity, acting on acid anhydrides
Source: RefSeq, a predicted model, not a curated record